AUGCCUUCAUCACCAAGGCAUGAAAAGCCAGAGGUGGUGUCUAUUUCACCACUUCUUCAGCGACUCGCCUACCCCGCUACAGCGGAUAUCCGAGUUAGCGCCGAUGACAUCGCCUCUGCUUUCGCCCUCAUCUUUGAGGACCGCUUAUCUGACAUUCAAACUGCGGCGCUUCUCACCCUUCUUCACUCUACGGGAAAAGACAAGCAGGCUGAUGUCAUUGCGAAAUGUUCCCAUCGCAUGAGAGAAGCUGCCUCUCAAAUCGAAAAGUCAGAGCUCCGGAAAAUUGUCAGGACUCGCGGAAGACGUGAAGGCAAUUAUCAAGGUGGACUGUGUGACAUUGUCGGAACCGGUGGAGACUCCCACUCAACAUUCAAUGUCUCUACGACGUCGUCAAUCAUCGCGUCGCCAUUGCUGAUGACAGCGAAGCAUGGUAACCGGGCCCAAACCUCAUUUUCUGGAUCAGCCGACGUUCUAAAUGCCAUCCAACCCAUUCCUCCCAAUAUCAACGCCGUGAACGCCACCAACAUUGCCAAGGUUUACGAGAAAACCAAUUAUGCCUUCCUUUUUGCACCAAACUUCCACCCGGGCAUGAUGUAUGCCAACCCCGUCCGACGUGCUCUCGGUCUGCGAACCAUCUUCAACCUGAUGGGACCCCUCGCCAACCCCAUUGAAUGGGCGAUUGAGGCUCGAGUGGUCGGCGUGGCGUACCAAAGUCUGGGCCCUGUCUUCGCUGAUGCAUUGAGACAUGCUGGCGCGAAGAAGGCUCUGGUCGUCUGUGGUGCUGAGGAUAUGGACGAGAUCAGCUGUGCAGGCAUUACGAACUGCUGGAGACUUACAGAACAUCCCAACCCGGAGUACAAGCCCUCAGAGGACAACGUGGAGGAAGAGGAGAAUGACGACGACGACGAUGAAGAAGAAGAAGACCCGAACCCCAAGACCAUUGUCAAGAUAGAUACUUUCCAGCUGCACCCCUCAGACUUUGGCUUGCCCACCCACGCUCUCACCGAGGUGGGCGGGCGUAAGCUCCCCAAGGACAACGCGUUGAAGCUCAUGAGCAUUCUGCGCAAUGAGCUUGCUCGUGACGAUCCCAUCCUUGAAUUUGUGCUCAUGAACGUGGCUGCUUUGCUGGUCACGUCGGGUAUUUGCGAAGCAGAGACCAGUGACAUGGGCCACGGCGAUGAUGGCAAGGUCAUCACUGAGCGCGGCCCCGGCGGCGGGCGCUGGAAGGAGGGUCUGCGUCGCGCACGCUGGGCGAUUGAGAGCGGCCAGGCUCUCAAGAAUCUGGAGCAAUUCAUCGAGGUCAGCAACCAGCUGUGA
Penicillium diatomitis is the source of this 1317-nucleotide messenger RNA. RefSeq names its product anthranilate phosphoribosyltransferase. Gene Ontology annotation, cellular component: cytosol. Bases 1 to 1317 code for a protein of 438 amino acids. NCBI's taxonomy places the organism in Eukaryota, Fungi, Ascomycota, Eurotiomycetes, Eurotiales, Aspergillaceae. The transcript has 2 exons. The record is from RefSeq and is a predicted model, not a curated record. Gene Ontology annotation, biological process: L-tryptophan biosynthetic process. Gene Ontology annotation, molecular function: anthranilate phosphoribosyltransferase activity.